This is a messenger RNA of Chelonus insularis, 1301 nucleotides long. RefSeq names its product arginase (gene arg). Lineage: Eukaryota; Metazoa; Arthropoda; Insecta; Hymenoptera; Braconidae. Gene Ontology annotation, cellular component: cytoplasm; nucleus; cytosol. Gene Ontology annotation, molecular function: arginase activity; manganese ion binding. The record is from RefSeq and is a predicted model, not a curated record. Bases 171 to 1184 code for a protein of 337 amino acids. The transcript is spliced from 6 exons.
AGUUUAUCUAUUCUAAUAUCAAUGAAAAAUUAAAUAUACCAAAAUGUAUUGACUUUGAAUGACUGAACGAUUAUUAUCAUUAGAAAGGUCGACAGUUUAUCAUAAUAUAAAAAUAAACUUUUAUUAUUACCAAAUCUUGCUUGAAUUUUCGUGUUAUUUCAAUAUAAAAGAUGUAUUUACUGAGAAGAAGUACAUUUAUAAGACAAUUUAGUACAAAAAAAAAUCGAAAAGUCGGAAUUAUUGGAGUACCUUUUGAGAAAGGACAGAAAAAACAUGGAGUUGAACGUGGACCAGAUGCAAUUCGUAGAGCAGGUCUAUUAGAAGAAUUAAAAAUUCUUGAGCUCGAUGUACAAGACUAUGGUAACUUGAAAUAUGAAAUUCAAUCAUCGUCAGAUAUUCAAAAUAUGUCACAUUUAAAAGAAGUAGCAAGCUGUACUUAUAAAGUAUCAGAAAUUGUACAAAAAAUCAUGAAAGAAGGAAGAACAGUUGUAACACUUGGUGGAGAUCAUAGUUUAGGUAUUGGAACUAUUGAUGGACAUGUAAAAGCUCAUAAAAACGUUGCAGUUUUGUGGGUUGAUGCUCAUGCAGACUUGAAUACAAACAAAACAAGUGAGAGCGGUAAUGUUCACGGGAUGCCUGUAGCUUUGUUAACUUCCGAACUAUCAGAUUAUUGGCCUCAUUUACCUGGCAUGGAUUGGCAACAACCACUAUUAUCAAUAAGAAAUGUAGCAUAUAUAGGGUUGAGAUCUGUCGAUAAAUAUGAAAGAUUGGUUAUUGAAAAAUUUGGAAUCACUGCGUUUGGAAUGGAAGAUGUUGAAAGAUAUGGUAUUCACGAUGUCAUACAUAUGGCUUUAGAUAAAAUAGAUCCUCAUAAUGAUAAAUCUAUACAUGUUAGUUUUGAUAUUGAUGCAUUAGAUCCAUUAGAAGCUCCAAGCACUGGAACUCCCGUUCGUGGAGGACUAACUUUAAGAGAGGGAAUUCAUCUAAUGGAAGAAGUUCAUAGAACAAAUCGGUUAAAUGCAAUAGACCUAGUAGAAAUUAAUCCUGACAUAAGUGAUACUAAAGGAGUCAAUUUAACAACAGAAGCUGCAAUUUAUAUUUUACAAGCAGCUUUAGGAUAUACUCGUCGAGGUCUUAAAGUUCCUGCAGGAGUAACAGAUAUUCCAUUACAAACAUUUCGUUAAAAAAUUAUUUUUUAUUUCAUUUAUUAUGUAUGAAAAGAUAUAUAAUCAAUAGAAUAAUCCAGUAUUUUUUUUUACAUUUUUAAUUUUCUAUAUAAUCAUUAUUUAUAAUUAUAUAUG